AUGUACGGAUCAUCGCCCACGGUGCGGCGGAGUGCGUUUGGGAAAAAUGCGUCGCAUGAGAAUACUGUCAAUGGAAUGAGUGAUCGGCGGGUGGCGGCGACGCCGUUCGCGAGCGGGACGUCGCCGGCGACGCGAGCGUCGCCGGCGUCGCUCGGAAGCCGAGGGUCGUUCGCGAGCGCGUCUUGGAGUUCGAUUCAAGGUGCGUCGCCGGCGAGCGUGCAUAAGAGUGGACACGGGAUGGACGAUGCGUUGGUGCGAACGGCGAGCACGGAGCCGGCCAAGGUGAAGGUUGUGGGAUUCGACGUCGGGGGGAAGGGGGACGUCGGGCGCUCGAGCGCCAAGCCCCCAGUCGGGUUGCUUCGCGCCGAGCUCGCGGGGGACUUUACAUGCGACGUUUUCGAUAGCGAUGCGUAUCGACGCGCGAUGACGGUUGCUCCGGAGAUAUUUGCCGAGCCCACGGUGCGGGACGCCUUUGACUUCGCCGCCAAGUCGCACGCGGGACCGGGGCUAGGCCCCCAUUUUGAUCGAUGCGUCGAAACCGCCGUUACGCUCGCCAAGCUUGGCAUGGACACGAAGACCGUGGCCGUUGGACUGUUGCACGACACAUUGGACGUAACGUCGUGCGAGGUGGAUGAACUUCGCGAGCGCUUCUCCGACGAGAUCGUCUCCUUGGUCGUCGACCUCUCUCGCGUCCAUCGCGUGUCCAAGCUGCAUCGCGCGUCGGGACGUAGGCUCGAAGUCGAGGAGCGAGCGCAGUUUCGCGCCAUGCUCCUCGCGAUGACGGAUGCGCGCGUGGUCAUCGUCAAGCUCACAGCGCGUCUGAUCAAGAUGCGUAAUCUGCAGAGCACGUCUGCGUCACAGCAGCAAAAGUUCGCUGAGGAGACGCUGAACAUUUACGCCCCGCUCGCCGCGCGCCUCGGCAUCUUUGCCGUCAAGAAUGAGCUCGAGGAUCUGACUUUUAAGUGGAUGAACCCGGCAGCGUACGCUGAGAUCUCACAAGUUCUCGAUCAGCGUGAGAUGAUCGUUUCUGCGCUCACAAAGCUCGAUGAGGGACUCGCGUCUCGCAACGCGCAAGUGGUCGACUUGUGCGGUCGUCAAAAGUCCGUGUACUCUGUGUACAAGAAGAUGAUGGACAAGGGUCAUAAACUCGAUGAGAUUAUGGAUUUACGAGCGAUACGUAUCAUCAUCGCCGACGGCGACGACGACGAUGAGUCCGAGCGCACGUGCCGGGAAGUUCUCGAGUCCGUCCACUCCAUCUUUACUCCGGUGAAAGGACGCCUCAAGGACUACAUCGCGAACCCGAAGGAGAACGGCUACCAGUCGCUUCACUCUUGCGUGCGCGAUGAAGCCGGAACUACGUUUGAGAUUCAGAUUCGAUCGGCAUCGAUGCACAGAACGGCGGAGUACGGUGUCGCGGCGCACUGGCGUUACAAGGAGAAUGAAAAGUCGACGACGAGCCCGAAAGUUGAUCAACAGAUUCAGUGGGCGCGCUUCAUGCUGUCCUGGCAAAAUGAACUCGAUGAUCAGCAAAAGAUCCGUCCUCUGCGCACCGCCGCCGCCGUGGACUGUGGUGCGUCACUCAUGCCGUGCAUGUUCCCCACGCACGCGCACGACUGCAUGUUCAACACGGCGGAAGGUUUCUGCCAAACGUGCGAUGCCGAAGACGCGUCUCCGCACUACGUCAUCGUCGUCGUCGACGGCGCGGUUUCGAUUCGUGAGGUGAAGCCCGAAAAUACUUUGGCCGAUCUAGACUUUGAAGAUAACCGGGUCCCGGGAGGCGCCCGAUCGACCGAGUUCGUCCGCAUCUCUGGCAUCAAGGUCAACAGAGAGAAGAUCGCGAUCGCCGACGCGGCCAAGACGACGCUCAAGAUGGGCGACGUCGUCGAAGUGACGCGUUCGCGCAUCUCCCCCUCGGCAAACAAGAGCUGGGAUGAAACCGACAACGUCUCGGUGUUCGAAGAGCUCAACCUCGAGGUUCGCGGACUGCCCAAGUCUGACGCCGUAGACUCUCAGCGUGUUCACCUGACGUGA
Ostreococcus tauri is the source of this 2031-nucleotide messenger RNA. Its product is annotated as RelA/SpoT. Bases 1 to 2031 code for a protein of 676 amino acids. The record is from RefSeq and is a predicted model, not a curated record. The transcript has a single exon. Gene Ontology annotation, cellular component: chloroplast. NCBI's taxonomy places the organism in Eukaryota, Viridiplantae, Chlorophyta, Mamiellophyceae, Mamiellales, Bathycoccaceae. Gene Ontology annotation, biological process: guanosine tetraphosphate metabolic process.